Molecule: messenger RNA, 3051 nt
Organism: Paramecium primaurelia
Lineage: Eukaryota; Ciliophora; Oligohymenophorea; Peniculida; Parameciidae
Source: the annotation of a GenBank genome assembly
AUGUUUAUAAUUUUUUUAAUCUAAGCUAUUUACUCGUUAAAUGAGGAGAACUUUUUAUGUGGAUUACGCCUAUUUUAUGAAUAAUAAACAUUCUUUUUAGUUGAUUAAUAGAAUGAGAAGUAAUAUAUUUAUUUAAUUGCUGAGUACGAUGCCUUAUAUACUAACUAGCCAAUCACCUCAUUUUGCAUUAGAUAUCUAAUAAAGUUAUAAAUCUUCAUAAAGUUUGAACAAUAACUCAUAUUUCUUGGUGGGAUUUACUGAUGCUUACAUUUUUGCAGGCAAUGCUAGUGAAAUUUAAUGGUUAUCAAUCUAGGAGUUCAAAGUAAAAUAAAAUAGAACCACUGCUUCUGUUCAUCUUUAUAACGGUUAUAAUGGCUAUUUUGUUGAUAAAUAAGAAGAUGGAGGUCAUUUAUUGAUAUCAAAAGAAAAUUUAGUGAGAGAAUUUUCUUUUGGUAAAACGGAUGCUAUAGAUAAAUUUUAGAAUAUGGGCUUUAUUUAUAUUGUAUCAUGGGGAGGUAAAGGGGAUCCUAUGUUGAUUUUAAAACGGUUUGUACAUUUAAUUAAUCAAUCUGAAGACCAAGAAUAUUGUUAAUAAAAGGUCGCUUCAAUUUCAUUAGAAUAAAUUUAAUGUAAUUUAGAUAAUAAUUUUGAACGCUUAACCUUUCAUACUCCUGAUCUCUAUCAUCCUCCAAUACAUUAUCAUCUUGGAAAUGAAAUAAUAAAUGGGUCAUUAGAGAAUGAAUAUUUUACAAAAAAUUAUCCAGGACUUUAAGUUUUUGUUGCUUAAAAUUUAAAUAAUAAAGUACUUGAAUUGAGAAUACCUAUAAAAAAUAUGGAAACUCAUUAAUAAACAAUAGAUUAUCCUUAAAGUGGAUUAAUUGUGACACUUUAAUAAGAAAAUAGAGGAUUUAUUCAUGUUCUAAUUUUUGAAAGUGAUGAAGGGAUUGUAAUCAAUUACAAGGAAGAUGAAAAUCUAGCUUAUAUAACUAUCGGUAUGACUGACUCAAAAGUCUUUGUUUUUUCAUUUGUUACUUCCUAAUUUAUGAAAUUUCCUACAAUUGAUUUAAUUGAACAUGUAUUUUAAGAUUGUGUAUUUAUCAUUCACUAAAGGAACAAUGUGUGUGAAAAUGCUCAAUAAAAAUGUUCUGAUAUUUCAUUAAGCUUUUUUAAAAAAUUUCCAUUUGAUUUGCACUCUGAUUAAUUAAUUAAAUUCAAAUCUAAUGGUUAAUUUUAGGAUACUCCAUUUGUUGAAAUGUUUGAUAAUAUAACAGUUGUUUAGAAUGAUUUUACUAUUUUAUUUUCAUCUGAAAUUAAUAAUAGAGAAAUGAAUCAUGGGGGAUAUAUUGGAUCACUUCUUAGAAUUACUUAUAAAUAAUAAAGUAUUAAUUCUUUAAUAAUUAAUGAACAAAAUGAAAAUUUAGAAGCAUUUUACAGUAUUAAUGAUAAUGUUUGUAAGUUUAUUCAAUAUAAUUUAGAUACUCAUUAAAUUUAAAAUAUUAUUGGAAGAACUUAUGUUUUAGUAUUUACAUCUUAAAAUGAAUUAACAGAUAUUUAAUGUUUAUAAUUGUUUAGAGAAUUCAUUGAUCAUAUUUAAAAGACAUUUAUAAUUUAAUAGAGUAAAUUAUUAACUAAUACAUUUAGUUGAAGAUCAUUGUGAAGCUUAAUAAAAAUAUUAUGAUGUUAAGCCAAUUUAGUAUAAAGAAAUACAUAAAUAAUUAAAGUAGCCAACUGAAUUGAUAUAAACUGUUUAAGAGGAUUAAUUUGACUAAAAUGAUUUAGAAUAUUCUACAGAUGAGGAAGAAAUAAAUUAAAAUGAACUCGACAUAAAUUAAGAAGAACCAAGAUACUUUAGUGAAGCAAUGUUAAUACCAGAAGAAAGCCAUCCAGAAUCUUAAUAAAAUGAAGAUUAAGUAGUAAACUAAAAUUCAAUAGUUCAAUAGCAAUUAAAAAAAGAAGAAUUUGAUAAUUAUAAAUAAUAAUUAUAAGAAAAAUAAGAGAAAGAGUAACAAGAAUAAUAAUAAUAAUAAUAAUAAUAAUAAUAAUAAUAAUAAUAAUAAUAAUAAUAAUAAUAAUAAUAAUAAUAAUAAUAAUAAUAAUAAUAAUAAUAAUAAUAAUAAUAAUAAUAAUAAUAACAUAAAUAAAUUUAUUAAAGUAAAAAAGCAGAAUUAGAUUAAAAGUAAAGAUAAAACGAAAUUCUAAAAAAAAAAUAAAAAUAAAAAUCAAAUACUGAAGAAGGAAAUAAUAUGAAGGAAUCUUAAAAUUUAAGAAAACAAUAAUAAUUAUAAAAAAUAGAGAAGGAAAUUUUGAAAGAAGAGAUAGAAUAACAAUUGUAAAUUUAAAAGGAAUAGUAAUUUCAAAAAACAUUUCAUCAAAGGGAAAAAAGUAGAGAAGAAUAUUAUAGCAAAGGAGAUAGAUAUUUAAAAUCAGAAUAUUAGGGAAGAGACUAUAGGAGAAGGGACGACGAUUAUGGGAGAGAAGAUGUUUAUUCUGGAAGGUAUAGUGGUAGAAGAGGACCUCCUUUAACUGGCUAGAGUGUUACAAUACCAAAAAAUCCAAAUGACUAAGAGUUAGGAAGAUUCUUCAGAGAAGUUAUUAGCAAAUUAUAGUAUAAUAUAGUAUAUUAAUUAAGUAUUUAUUCAGAUCCAUGUGAUGCAAAAUCUACAAACUAUAAUCCAGAAAAUUGUGAGGCAGAUAAUUAUUAUGGUUCUUCUUCAAUAAAAAGGACAGAGCCAAGACAAAGAGAUUUUUAUAGAAGUGCUUAUAAAUAUGAUAAUAAAUAUGAAUAUAGAGGUAUUUAUAUACAUUUAUUUAGCAUGUAUCACUGUAUAUUCUAAAUGCUAAUUUCAAGGGGAAUCUUUAUAACUUUGUGGCCAUUAAAGGAAUAUUCCAAAAUCAUAAUUAUUUUUAGAUAUUUUAUCAAUUAGAGCUGAUGAAAAUUAUAUUGUUGAAUUUUAUAUGAAAGGAAGAGAUGGAAGAUCGGAAUUAUAUACAUUAAAAGGUACUUAAAAAUGUCUCAAGUCUCCAUUAAGAGUUGAUUGGCUAUUACAAUGA